CGCCCGCGCCGCCCGCCGCCCGCGCCAACGCCGCCAAGGCUCCGCUGGGAUCCGAGGGCUGGCUGGGGGAGCCGCCGCCGCGCCAGGACACGGCCAGCCAGGAGGCCAUGCUGCGGGUGCUGGACGCGGGGCUGGAGCGCUGCCUGGCGCUGCACUCGGCCGUGCAGUGCAUCCCCGUGCCCCGGCACAGGAAGCUCUCGGGCAAGGCGGGCAUUGAUGAGGUGAUGGCAGCUGCGGUGCUCACCAGCCUCUCCGCCAGCCCGCUGGUGCUGGGGCACCCACCGGCCACUCAUGCCCCAGAGCCUGGCAGCGAGGUCUGGAAGGAGGCUCCUGCCAUGUCCUCCAGCUGCAGCAGCAGCAGCAACACCAGCGGGGACUGGAGCUGGGACCCCUCCAGCGACCGAUCCACCCCCUCCACCCCCUCACCCCCCCUCUCCAGCCACGUCCCCAGCACCUUCCUGCCUGGCCCACUGCCAGAUGAGGGCCCUGAUGAGCCCGACGGCACCCACUUCGUCUUUGGAGAGCCCACCCCACGGAAGAGGAAGAACUCCACCAAGGUGAUGUUCAAGUGCUUGUGGAAGAGCUGCGGCAAAGUCCUCAGCAGCUCCUCAGGGAUGCAGAAGCACAUCCGAACCAUGCACCUUGGCCGGAAAGCCGACCUGGAGCAGAGCGACGGGGAGGAGGAUUUCUACUACACGGAGCUGGACGUGGACGUGGACGCGCUGACUGACGGGCUCUCCAGCCUCACCCCGGUCUCUCCCACCUCCUCGGUGCCUCCCGCCUUUCCCGGCCCCGAGGCUCCUCUGCCGCCGGCGCUGCCGAUCCUCGACCUGGCCCUGGCCUCCCCCUGCAGCCCCCCGGGCCCCCCCGGCCGCUGCCACGUCCACACUGACCACGCGUACCAGGACUGCCGGACCCCGCCACGGCCACCGGUGUCCCCCACUGUCCCCACCCCGCCACCACCCAAGCCGCCGGCCGUGCCCAGGCGGCCGCGGGGGGAGGCCAAGAAGUGCCGCAAGGUGUACGGCAUGGAGCACCGGGAGAUGUGGUGCACGGCGUGCCGCUGGAAGAAGGCCUGCCAGCGCUUCCUCGACUGACGGAGCCCCGCCGCUCCCUCCUUCUUGCACAUUUUGCACUCGAGGUGCCUUCGCGCCCCCCCCGGCCGCCCCCCGGACUCAGGGA
Vidua macroura (Pin-tailed whydah) is the source of this 1182-nucleotide messenger RNA. It is a transcript of the gene SLC2A4RG, whose product is annotated as SLC2A4 regulator. Gene Ontology annotation, molecular function: RNA polymerase II cis-regulatory region sequence-specific DNA binding; DNA-binding transcription factor activity. The transcript has 8 exons. Lineage: Eukaryota; Metazoa; Chordata; Aves; Passeriformes; Viduidae. Gene Ontology annotation, biological process: regulation of transcription by RNA polymerase II. Gene Ontology annotation, cellular component: nucleus. The record is from RefSeq and is a predicted model, not a curated record. Bases 108 to 1097 code for a protein of 329 amino acids.